AAAAUUGACCCGGGGCGAGGACGCUUACUGUUCAAGUAACUCUAACGUCUAAGCCGAUGACGCUGAUAAAGUUGCUAUAAAACCGGAGGGCAAUCACAAAGAAAUCAUUCACUGCCUCAACCCGACAGAACCAUCAAGAACAUGUUGUCAAAAUUGGUAACCCUCUGCGCUGUCCUUGCGGUAUCUUCCGCGGGACUCCUGCCAGCAGCCGUGCACUAUUCUUCGGCAUCGGCGGUCUCGUCACAGAACAUUGUACGUCACGACCAACCUCAAGCUGUUGCCAAGUACGCCGUUGCCGCCCCGGUUGCAUACCACUCUGCUCCUGCUCCUAUCGCCUACCACGCUCCCAUCGCUAAAGUUCUUGCGCAACCAGAAGAAAUUGCCUACCCCAAAUACGAGUUCAACUAUUCAGUAGCCGACGGGCACACGGGUGACAACAAGCAGCAGCAGGAGUCUCGCGACGGCGACGUAGUGAAGGGCUCUUACUCCUUCCUCGAGGCCGACGGCUCCGUGCGCAGCGUGCACUACUCCGCCGACGACCACAGCGGCUUCAACGCCAUCGUAACUCUGUGCGCUGUAGUGGCUGUGUCCUCAGCAGGACUCCUGCCCGCAGCCGUACAUUACUCCCCCGCAUCUGCUGUCUCCUCUCAAAGCAUUGUACGCCAUGCUCAACCAGCCUUGGCUACUAAGAUCCUGGCCGCUCCAGUAGCAUCAUACAGCGCACCCUUGGCUUACCACGCGCCAGCUCAGUACUCAUCUGCCGGUGCUGUUUCCUCUCAAAACAUUGUACGCCACGAUGAAUCUGCAAGGAUCUUAGCCACUGCUCCUAAAUUGGCCGUCGCUGCUCCUUUGUCAUACGCUGCCCCCGCUCAUUUGUCUUACGCCGCCCCUGCCCCAUUGGCGUACCAUGCCGCUCCUGCCCGUUAUUCCCCCGCCUCUGCGGUCUCUUCCCAGAGCAUCGUUCGUCACGACCAACCCCAAGGCAUCGCCACUAAAUUAAUCGCUCCCGUCACUAAGUUGGCCGUUGCUGCCCCCAUCGCUUAUCACGCUGCUCCAGCUCCUAUCGCAUACCAUGCUCCUAUUGCUAAAGUGAUUGCUCAGCCAGAAGAGAUCGCCUACCCCAAAUACGAGUUCAACUACUCAGUAGCCGACGGGCACACGGGUGACAACAAGCAGCAGCAGGAAUCGCGGGACGGCGACGUGGUAAAGGGCUCCUACUCCUUCCUCGAGGCCGACGGCUCCGUGCGCAGCGUGCACUACUCCGCCGACGACCACAGCGGCUUCAACGCCGUUGUGCACAACAGCGCGCCCACCCAUGCCCCGGCUGUAUCCCACAACAUCGUCCAUCAUGAUGUACCAGCCCACUACUCCGUUCAGUCUGCCCAAUCAUACCAGGCCGCACCAGCAAUCCACUCCGCUCCCGUAUCCCACGGUGCUCCAAUUGUCCAUGCUGCCCCUGUGGUUCACUCCGCACCCAUUUCACAUGGUUCCGGUUACGAGGGAGAUCAUUAUGCUCACCCUAAGUACGGCUACUCAUACUCAGUAGAGGACCCGCACACUGGCGACCACAAGUCCCAGCACGAAACCCGCGAUGGUGACGUAGUCAAGGGUGAAUACUCCCUGUUGCAACCCGAUGGCUCUUUCCGCAAAGUCACAUAUACUGCUGACCAUCAUAACGGAUUUAAUGCAGUGAUCGCCUUACUCAGCCUCUUAGCGGUAGCCUGCAAUGCGGGUUUGAUUGAAGAGGGACAUGGCCAUGCCGUCUCAUCUCAAAGCAUUGUUAGACACGACCAACCCACCCACGGAGCGACACACUAUGCCCCACUUGUUGCCCACGCUGCUCCCGUUUUGACCCACUCUGCCCCAAUCGUACAACACGCUGCUCCCCUGAUCCACUCCGCACCCCUCGUCCAACACGUAGCCCACGCUCCAAUUGCUCUGGCCCGCGCUGAACAAAUUGAAGAACACGCCCCAGCUCACUACGAGUUCUCCUACUCAGUUGAAGACCCCCAUACCGGCGAUCACAAGUCCCAGCACGAGAGCCGCGAAGGAGAUGUCGUCAAGGGCGAAUACUCUCUGGUUCAGCCUGAUGGUGCCGUGAGAACCGUCGAAUACACCGCUGACGCGCACAAUGGAUUCAACGCCGUCGUACACAACUCUGCCCCAUCAGCCCACGCUGCCCCAGCCCCCGCGGUACACGCCGCCCCUGUCGUCCACGCAGCUCCACUGGUACACGCUGCUCCCCUGGUACACUCAGCUCCAGUUAUCCACGCAACCCCAUAUCUGACCCACCAUUAA
Pararge aegeria (speckled wood butterfly) is the source of this 2298-nucleotide messenger RNA. RefSeq lists its product as uncharacterized. Gene Ontology annotation, cellular component: extracellular matrix. The transcript has 12 exons. The record is from RefSeq and is a predicted model, not a curated record. Lineage: Eukaryota; Metazoa; Arthropoda; Insecta; Lepidoptera; Nymphalidae. The coding region runs from base 142 to 2298 and encodes 718 amino acids.